CUUAUGUGGUUUCCUAUUAUGCCAUGCAUCGUAAAGCUGGAUGAGUUCAAUGGAAUCAUAUGUUCGUAUUGUCAACACAUGGUUAUUUUGAGCUGUUGAUCUGAACUGCAAGACUUCCCCCACCCUGGGUGAAAACGAGUGGACUACAGGAGCGACGCCAUGUUUAAGGCUGUUCUGAAGAAGAAUAGAGAUGGAGGGAGGGGAAGUAAAAAAGAGACUGCUGGUGAACCCCAGCUGGUGAGUGCCCAGCGGAGGGGCCCGAAUGGGGCUCCAGAGGCAAGCGGCACCCACCUGUACGGCCCUGAGAACCUCCUCAGACACAGUCUCAACAAAGGCGUGUCUAUGUCUCUCCCCUCUUCUCCUCUUCUCCCCCGCCAGACCUACAUGGUUCCUUCACGCUCCUGUAAGAAGUCUCCAGGACCAAUCAGAAAGCCUAAGUAUGUAGAGAGUCCUCGUGUUCCUGGAGACGCUCUCCUCUCUGCUCUGAGAAGCGUGGAAGACAAGGAGCCCUCCCGCAAUGACCUGCGUGCCCAGAGAGAGCCUGGCCCCUCCCCCGCAACUCAGGAGCUGAUGACCAGACUGGGAUUCUUACUGGGAGAAGGUGUCCCCGGCUCUGCACGCGUACCUAUGGACGACAAGAAUGAGAGGAAGUGUUCAGUGACUGGUCAGGGAAUCAGUCCGUGCUCCACUCUCACCAGUAGUACGGCCUCUCCGUGUACAGACAGCCCCUGCUCCACCCUCAACAGCAGCUCCAGCCGCCCCCCCGUCAGAUACAACAGCCCCUCCAACACCAUCGUCAGCCCCAGCUCCACGCUCGAAAGCAAAGACAGCGGGAUUAUAGCCACCAUCACCAGUUCGUCAGAAAAUGACGACCGUAGCGGCUCCAGUCUGGAGUGGAGUAAAGAUGCCAGCGUGAGGAACAACGGGCACCAUGGCCUGGCACAGCCUGGCACUCGGACAGACACUUGCUCUCCGGUGGCUGAAGAGGAGCCAGCAUCUGUGUCUGAGAGCUCCAUUAGGGGCCAGCCUCCAACAGCUGCAUCCGCAGCCGCGGCCGCGGUCGCAGCCGCCAGCCCCGAAGGACCUGUUCCAUACCCAAAACAGAACUCCUCAGUCUUAAUGAUGCCGCGACCCAACUCAGUAGCAGCGACAAGUUCCACUAGGCUGGAGGAGCUGAGUUACCUGGAUGAGCAGAGAAACGCUCCCUUACGCACGUCCAUUCGCCUUCCCUGGCACGGCGCCGGAGCACGGGCGGCGUCAGACAAAGCGCGCUUUGCUCCAUAUAAGCCAGUGGACAUCAUGCUGAAGCCCCUCCUCUUUGAGGUUCCCAGCAUCACCACAGACUCUGUGUUCGUGGGCCGUGAUUGGCUGUUCCAGCAGGUGGAAGACCUCCUGAAGGCGGGCGAGUCCGGCGAAGGUCGCGGGGUCAUCAUCGUGGGCAACGUGGGCUUCGGCAAGACGGCCAUCAUUUCCCGCCUGGUGGCGCUCAGUUGCCACGGCGGUCGCAUGCGCCAGAUUGCCUCCAACAGCCCCAGUGCAUCACCCAAAAGUGGGGAUCAGAAUGCGGAGGUGCCCCUCAGUCAGCCGCCCCAGCCCACCCCUCCCCCCAGUGCCGCCAACACCCUCCGCACCAACAGUGGCCCGGGCACGCCCGAGCUCCAGAGACGCCGGGAAGAGGCGGUCAAACGCCUUGCCUCCAAGGUUGUGGCCUACCACUACUGCCAGGCAGAUAACACAUACACGUGUCUGGUGCCGGAAUUUGUGCACAGUGUCGCCGCCCUGCUGUGUAGAGCCCAUCAGCUCGUCGCUUACAGAGAACUGCUGCUGAAAGAGCCGCACCUACAGAGCAUGCUGAGUCUUCGCUCCUGCGUACAGGACCCUAUGGCUGCCUUCAGGAGAGGCGUGCUGGAACCACUCAUCAACCUCCGCAAGGAGCGGAAGAUUCUAGAAGAGGACCACAUCAUUUUGAUCGACGGGUUGAAUGAAGCGGAGUUUCACAAGCCGGACUACGGAGACACCGUCGCCUCCUUCAUCACCAAGAUCAUCUGCAAGUUUCCGGUUUGGCUCAAACUGGUAGUCACAGUGCGGGCCAAUCUCCUGGAGAUAACAAGUCUACUGCCUUUCUCCAAAAUCUCGCUGGAUGAAUUCCCAGACAGUAAGGAGAUCCAUGGUGACCUGAAUGCCUACAUUCAGUACCGUAUCAACGGCAGCAAAGAAAUCAUGAACAACAUCUCCCUGAAUGGCAAAGCCGACCCGCUCAUCAUAGGCAAAGUGAGCAGUCACCUCAUCUCACGCAGUCAAGGUUCCUACCUCUACCUGAAGUUGACCCUUGACCUUUUCGAGAGAGGUCACCUGGUCAUUAAGAGCGCCAGCUACAAGGUGGUGCCCGUGUCUCUGUCCGAGCUGUACCUGCUGCAGUGUAACAUGAAGUUCAUGACCAACUCGGCCUUUGAGCGUUCCCUGCCCAUCCUCAACGUGGCGUUGGCGUCCCUGCACCCGCUGACGGACGAGCAGCUGUACCAGGCCAUCAACGCGGGCAGCGUCCAGGGCGAACUUGCCUGGGAGGACUUCCAGCAGAGGAUGGAGGCUCUGUCAUCGUUCCUGAUCAAACGCAGGGAUAAGACGCGUAUGUUCUGUCACCCGUCCUUCAGGGAGUGGCUGGUGUGGAGGGCAGACGGGGAAUGCUCAGACUUCCUCUGUGACCCCAGGAGUGGCCAUGCUCUCAUGGCUUUCAUGCUGUCGAGACAGGAGGGCAAAUUAAACCGGCAGCAGACCAUGGAGCUGGGCCACCACAUUCUCAAAGCACACAUCUUCAAGGGCCUCAGUAAGAAGACUGGCGUGUCUUCUAGUGUUCUCCAAGCUUUAUGGGUCAACUACAGUACUGACAGCCUCUCUGCAGCUCUGGCGUCCCUGAGAAAUCUCUACACACCCAAUGUCAAGGUGAGUCGUCUCCUGAUGCUCGGCGGGGCCAACGUUAACUACAGGGCGGAGGUGUUAAACAACGCUCCGGUGCUGUGCGUCCAGUCCCACCUGGGCCACCAGGAGAUGGCGGCUCUGCUGCUGGAGUCGGGAGCCGCCGUGGACGUGUUCUCCGAGAACGGCAUGAGCCCGCUGUGCUACGCGGCGGCCGCCGGACACUUCGGCCUGGUCAACCUACUGUGCAAGAAAGGCGCUAAGGUGGAUCAUGUGGAUAAGAGUGGUCAGUGUGCACUGGUCCACGCUGCACUCAGGGGGCACCCAGACAUCAUUAAGUGUCUCCUGGAGCUGGACUGGGACACUGAAGACCAGCAACAGGACAGUGUUCUGAAGAGCAAAGCCCUGCAGCAGGCUCUGAUCGCUGCCGCCAGUAUGGGCCAUACGCAAGUUGUGAGAGGCCUAUUGGCACUGAGUAAUGAGUACACAGUUCAGAUUGAUGGCUAUGACACACUGUGGGGAGAGACAGCUCUGACGGCAGCGGCAGGUCGGGGGAAAAUGGAAGUGUGUGUGUAUCUGUUGGAACAGGGUGCAGUGGUACAGCAGGUGAACAGAAGAGAAGUGUCUCCGUUAUUCUGUGCAGUUAGACAGGGCCACUGGCAGAUUGCAGAUCUUUUGCUGCAGCAUGGUGCUGAUGUGAAUGUGAGUGAUAAACAGGGGCGGACUCUGCUGAUGGUGGCAGCCUGUGAGGGUCAUCUGAGCACUGCUGAUUUCCUGCUGUCAAAGGGUGCCUCCUUGACGUCGAUGGAUAAGGAGGGGUUAACUCCCCUGAGCUGGGCGUGUUUGAAGGGACAUAAGAAUGUUGUGCAGUUUUUAGUGGAGAAGGGUGCAGUCAUAGAUCACACAGACAGGAAUGGACGGACCCCCCUAGACCUGGCUGCCUUCUACGGGGACGCUGAGAUCGUCCAGUAUCUGGUAGAGAGAGGAGCAGUGAUAGAGCAUGUGGAUCACAGUGGGAUGAGACCUCUGGACCGGGCCAUUGGCUGCAGAAACACGUCUGUGGUACUGACUCUACUGAGGAAAGGCGCUAAACUAGGUAACGCGGCCUGGGCCAUGGCCACAUCCAAGCCAGACAUCCUCAUCAUCCUCCUACAGAAGCUGAUGGAGGAGGGGAACCUGCUGUAUAAGAGAGGAAAAAUGAAAGAAGCAGCCCAGAGGUAUCAGUAUGCAUUGAGGAAGUUUCCCAGGGAAGGUUUUGGUGAAGACCUGAAGGCUUUUAAAGAGUUACGAGUUUCACUGUAUCUCAACCUCUCGCGCUGUCGCAGGAAAACCAACGACUUUGGCAUGGCUGAGGAAUUUGCGACAAAGGCGCUUGAGCUGAAACCAAAGUCCUACGAGGCUUACUAUGCCAGAGCCCGGGCGAAAAGGAGCAGCAGGCAGUUCACGGCUGCCCUGGCCGACCUGCACGAGGCCACCAAACUCUGCCCCAACAACCGGGAGAUCCGCCGCCUGCUGGCGCGAGUGGAGGAGGAAUGCAGGCAGAUGCAGCGCACUCAGAGCAAGCAGCAGGUGGCGCCAGGGCUGCCGGGAGCCGGCCACGAUUCGGACCACGAGCGCGAGGAGGGUGAGGACGAGGACGGCGCGGACCACGGCCCGGGCAGGAACCUGGAUGGCCAGAGCGCCCCGGGGCUGAGAGACAUCGAUGAGGAGGAAACGUCUCAGCACGACGAGCAGAGGUCCGAAACCUGGCAGCAGACCAUCUAUUCCAACAGGACCCUGCCGGACCCGUCGGGUCACGCCAGACCCGAGUCUCCCCACCACAGACAAACCAGCCACCCGUACCACCAGCGAGAGCCUGUGGCCCAACACAGCAUGGUUCUACAGCCCACCAAACAAGCCCAGAUCGUCAAAACCAACCAACACAUGAGCUCUUUGCAGGGGGGAGCAUCGCGUUCGACAGGCACUAGGACCCAGCAGCAGUAUGCCCCAUCCAGCCCCCUGCCCAGCAGACACAUGUCCAGUGCCCUGAAAGCAGGGCCAGGCAUUGACAUCAGUCCUCUGCCGCCCCCUACUGACGAUCCAGGCCGCACGUCUGUGGCCACACCAAUGGGCAUGAGUCACCAGAGUGAUGCAGAUGGGCUGCACCACGCACAGGUCUACUCCUCUGGUGUUUCCAAGGCAACAGAGAGACUCUCUGCCCACUCCAUAUCCUCCCUGGACGCACUGACGUUGUCUGCGGCCGCUCCCGGGGGCCCGGGUCAAAUUCAGGGUCAAGGUUACGACCUGAGAAAGGAGCAAGGAUCAGCGUCCGGGUCACAGGCCAGCAGCAUGAGAGUGUCCAGCUCCACCAGCAGCCUGGCGUCCAGCGGCAGCCUGUCGGACAGCGGCAAACUGCACGGCCCGGACGUCCGCACCAAGACCAGCGUCGAGAAGCCCAAACCGGGACCCAGCCAGACCGGGACGGCCGAGUACAAACCGAGACCUUUUAUGGGGAUCAUGGACAAGACGGCACGUUUUCAGCAACAGCAGCAGCAACAGCAGCAGUGCCACCAGGCGCCAUCUCGAAGUUGGCACAGUCACUCCACCGAUGGCAUGCCAGCCGUAAACUGUGAGCUAUCAUACAUCAAACCAGGGAGCACUUACCACGAGCAAAUCAAACCCCCAUCUCAGGGCACCAUGGGCAGCCUUCACAAUGGCAUGUAUACCAAGGAGCUGGCCGACCGGUUCUCCCAGGCCGCCGGAUGCUACAAGGAGCCCAAGGUGGCGGUGGGCCUGGGAAUGACUCAUUCUUACACAGACAGUAAACCCAAACCACCCAGUUUAGCUCGCGAGAAUCCACCCAAACAUGUAGCUUCAAUGAAACCAAAGCGAUCCUUCAUCGAGUCUAAUGUAUAGGCAUUCAUCUACCAUCUCAUAACUCAUAACACACACACACACACACACACAUACACACUGUGCCACCAGAAUAAUCAAAGGAUUGUUUUUAGAGAGGUUUUUACAAGCUGUUUUCAUUAUUUUUGUUUGUAGGAACUAAGCCCAGUACUUGGUUGGUUGUUCCUGUGUGAGUCUGGAGUAUGGACUUUGCUGUGCUGAUUUGAUUGGAUGAGGUAAAGGGGCGUAAACCUUUGGGACAGAGUGACAUGCUACUGGGCUUCAGCUAAGAUGGAGCAGUUGCACUGAGACAGGACAAAAACAGCCACAGCACUUUAGUCAUUAUGAAUACAACACAGCUACCCAAGCGCUCACAACACACACACACGCACGCACACGCAGACUGACAGACCCAGGUUUGACCUGUGUUGACUACACAUAGCGGUGCUGAUGAAAAAGAGAGAGGCAAAAGAAGGAGAGAUAGUGAUGACGGAAAGGGUCAUUAAUGAUGGGCAUUCCUCUGUGCUGAGUUGGAUUUUAAUCCUGAACUUUUGUACAUAUUGAUAAAGUCUGUAUUUUUUUUCCCUCUUCCCUUCUUUGAAGUGAAGGUCUAUGUCAGAUUAUUAAAAUGGUUUAAAAUGUUUAUUUUGAGUUUUUUUUGUUUUUGUUUUUGUUUUGUUUUUUUCAUUUCUGCAUAGUUUUGGUUCAGAUGUUCAAGGUUCUGAAGUGUAAUUUGUAUGCUUG
Messenger RNA from Chanos chanos (milkfish), 6528 nucleotides. RefSeq names its product tetratricopeptide repeat, ankyrin repeat and coiled-coil containing 1b (gene tanc1b). The transcript has 26 exons. Lineage: Eukaryota; Metazoa; Chordata; Actinopteri; Gonorynchiformes; Chanidae. The record is from RefSeq and is a predicted model, not a curated record. The coding region runs from base 160 to 5808 and encodes 1882 amino acids. Gene Ontology annotation, molecular function: protein binding.